Molecule: messenger RNA, 312 nt
Organism: Rotaria sp. Silwood1
Lineage: Eukaryota; Metazoa; Rotifera; Eurotatoria; Philodinida; Philodinidae
Source: the annotation of a GenBank genome assembly
AUGGCGUCAAAUACAACUGUUACUUGUGUUACUGAAGUUGUUAAACAAUUACAUGAUUGGUCAAAACGAAACAUACGUCAAGAAACCUUAAUAUGUACAAUGAAUUUUAUGGAUCUUUAUUCGAUGAUACCCCAAACAGAAGGUAUAAUGUCAAUUAAAAAACUAUUAGAUUAUUUUAAAAUAAAAAAAAUUGGUAAUAUAAAAGCUGAAACAAUAAUUAAAUUAUGUCGAUUCGUAAUACAAAAUAGUUAUUUUUCUUACAAUGGUAAAUAUUUUUAUCAAGUACGUGGUGGUGCUAUAGGUUCUCCAUGA